Molecule: messenger RNA, 829 nt
Organism: Cucurbita pepo subsp. pepo (vegetable marrow)
Lineage: Eukaryota; Viridiplantae; Streptophyta; Magnoliopsida; Cucurbitales; Cucurbitaceae
Product: AT-hook motif nuclear-localized protein 17
Cellular component (GO): nucleus
Molecular function (GO): DNA-binding transcription factor activity; minor groove of adenine-thymine-rich DNA binding
Source: RefSeq, a predicted model, not a curated record
UUUAGAAAAAAAAAAUUAUUAGUUUCGAAUUAUUUUAUUUUUAUUUUGGGGAUUUUUGAAGAAAAUAAAUGAAAGGCGAUUCCACCGCUACCGGUGUACAUCCGCUGUUUAAGCACUUUUCCGACCCCAGCUCCGCCGUCACCGACGGCUCCACCAUCGAGGUGGUGCGGCGGCCGAGGGGUCGACCGCCGGGGUCCAAAAAUAAACCGAAACCGCCUCUUGUCAUAACCCGGGAAAACGACUCGGCUAUGCGGCCGUAUGUUCUAGAAGUGCCUGGAGGAAACGACGUCGUUGAAGCAAUUUCGCGAUUUUGUUGUCGGAAGAAUAUGGGUCUUUGUGUUCUUAACGGUUCUGGGACGGUUGCGAAUGUUUCUCUCCGGCAACCCUCUGCAACUUCCGGCGCCGCCGUCACGUUUCACGGCCGGUUUGAAAUACUUUCCAUUUCGGCUACUGUGUUUCCUCAAACGACGACGUUUCCUCUUCCCAAUGGCUUCACCAUCUCCCUUGCUGGACCUCAGGGACAAAUCGUCGGCGGGUUGGUCGCCGGCGCCUUGAUUUCCGCUGGUACGGUUUUUGUCGUUGCCUCGUCGUUCAAUAACCCCUUCUACCACCGGCUACCGGAUCAGAAUGAGAUUCAGAAUUUGGGAUCCGGCGGCAGCGGCGAGGCUCAUUCCCCACAUGUCUCCGGCGGCGGAGAUAGUAGCGGGCACGGCCACGGGCAACCACUUCUGGAAUCGUGUGGAGUGGCUAUGUUUAGUUGCCACGCACCGUCCGAUGUAAUAUGGGCGCCGACGGCGAGACAACCGCCGCCGCCGCCGCCAUACUGAUC